CGGAGCUGAACUGGACAGUAUUCUUGGAGGGCGGGGCAUCCACAUCCAUUUCAUCUUCGAAGUCCGACAUGGCCGGGGUGGGAUAGAAUUGAUGACUCCCGUAUAACGCCUUCACUAGAAAUCCAAAAUCCAAAACUAUGAUCUAGCGAUUGGGAAACGUGUGUAUAGGAACAACGUAUAAAGUUCGGAACUGUCGAUGUAAUUUUCCUGAUUCUAUCGAAGAUGCGCAGAGGAUUUCCGCAUUGAGCCAUUUAACGCGCUCGAAAGUUGAGCCGCUAAAAGACGCGUUGAGCGCUCGGAACCGGAAAAACUGGCAGGGCAGACUAGUAUGAAAUCAGACUAGCGCGAGACCCGGCACCAUGACAUCACAUGACACCAACCAAAGAGCGAGUUGACGCUGAGAGGUAACGGACGACGGCGACGACGGCGACGACGACGACGAACGAGAUAUUUCUGGCAGCAAGAAUCUAGCUAGGAAUUCCGAAGAAGAUCAUACAUUAGAUAAAUUGAACCCAUUCGAAGAUGCCGGCAUACCACUCCAUCUUCCUCCAGGAGGCAGAUGUCCCAACCAUAGGAAACUUCCCCCUCCUCCCCCUCCGCACUCGCACGCGUGGCCCCGCCUACACACUCCCCCCACUUGCCCCCGGCACCGCAGAAUUCAACAUAGACCCGGACAGCGAAUCGUAUGACUGCCUCGACGAAAUCCUCUCCCUGUACCGCGCCAACACGUUCUUCCGUAAUUUCGAAAUCAAGGGCCCUGCCGACCGUAUGCUGAUAUAUGGCAUCCUCUUCGUGAGCGAAUGUCUGACGAAGGUUAAGCCGGGCAUGGCAGCGAGGGAGGCGGAGAAGGUCCUUAUCAACACUUCUCUCGACCACUUCGCGAUCCCCGGAGACGCCUCCUUCCCCCUAAACCAGGCGUUCGAGUCACCCCGUGAUCGGCAAGAUGCAGAGACUUUAAGACAAUACAUCUCUCAGGUCCGACAAGAACUUGCUAUCCGAUUACAUUCCCGCCUCUACCCUGGAGGGGUCGGGCCUUCAAAGUGGUGGCUCGCUUUUGCCAAACGAAAGUUUAUGGGAAAACACCUGUGAAGAUGGAGGCUCUCUUUAUGCGUUUUUAUUCCUGUUACUUGGCCUCUUCAUGUUUUAUAUGCCACCCGUUCCUUUUUCUUUUAUGAUGCAAAAUACACAUCGCGGUUUCAUGCUUGUUAUCACUUUCCCUUUCUUUUCUCUUUUCCUUUUUUCCUUUUUUCUUUUCCUUUCCUUUUGUUUUUUUCUCUUUUUUUCGUUUCAUCAUUUCCAUUACAUUGUUUUAUUGUCUUAUGCGCUUUUCUAUUCCGCUAGCCGUGCAACGGUUGAUAGAAUGUAGCAGGGGAAUAGAAACUUAUUCCUUCUUUUGAGAGCUACAUGUGGAGGUAAGGUCUACUAGAGCCUACUUAAAAGAAACAAAUGGAUUCUUUAACUAUUGUACAUGUACAUACCAGCAUUCAGUAGCGAUUUUGCGAUAUUUUUAUAUUUAGUGGACGAGUGGUUGAACCACAUAGUCUGCUGUUGCUGCUACUGAUGUACGCAUAUCUACAUUUAUCUAUCACAGAUACACAAAACAGCAAAAGAAAAACACACACACACAUUGUACAUGUAUAGUAUGUGAGGCGGCGGGAUAAAAAGUGAGUGAGCGAGAUGGGGUAUCAUGAUGUGUACUGUACUUGUGUCCAGUGUCUUGCUUGAUUGCUUGAGUGAUAUUAACCUCGUGAGCGUAUGCUUUCGCGUGCAUGUAUAAUGUAACAAAAGGGGUAUCAAAACUGGGGAGAAGUAUUUGGGUAUAUUAUAUUCUCGAGACGGGUAAUGUGUGAUUGCAGUUAAUGGGAGUUAGGAUGGUUACCCAGAGUCAAAAAGACAAGACACAAAACGCUGGUAUCAGAAAAAUCGAAUUGAUGGGAGAAUUGCUGAGCCAUCAUUAAAUAAGUG
This is a messenger RNA of Blastomyces gilchristii SLH14081, 1965 nucleotides long. RefSeq names its product actin like protein 2/3 complex, subunit 3. The record is from RefSeq and is a predicted model, not a curated record. Gene Ontology annotation, cellular component: Arp2/3 protein complex; cytoskeleton. The coding region runs from base 523 to 1089 and encodes 188 amino acids. Gene Ontology annotation, molecular function: actin filament binding. The transcript has 6 exons. Gene Ontology annotation, biological process: regulation of actin filament polymerization; Arp2/3 complex-mediated actin nucleation. Lineage: Eukaryota; Fungi; Ascomycota; Eurotiomycetes; Onygenales; Ajellomycetaceae.